CAACAUCAUGUUCUCAAUCACCCUUUUAAUCAAAUGCCCAAAGUGCUUGAUUCCUUCUUGAGUUUUCCUUUGAAGGUUCAAAGUUGAAGGCUGUCAGAAACCCCAGAAUGGAGUAUAACCAUUUGAAAACACUGUCAGAAACUUUGUGACCAUGAUAACCUCAAGAACUUGACAGUAUUCAGACUGGAACUCACUGGCCACAUGAUCAUCAAUGGCCAGGAAGCUCAGGGCCUUGAAAAUCAGAGAAAUGGAAGAUAUUUUUGUACCCAUCUUGAAAAACUGCCCCAACAUAGUAGAAUUGAAGAAAAUCCAUGCCCACAUAGUCAAGUUUUCACUCUCACAAAGUAGCUUUUUGGUGACAAAAAUGGUGGAUGUGUGUAAUCACCAUGCAGAAACAGAGUAUGCGAAUUUGUUAUUCAAAAGGGUGGCUGACCCAAAUGCUUUCUUGUACAAUGCAAUGAUCAGAGCUUAUAAGCAUAACAAAGUUUACGUCCUAGCAAUCACUGUUUACAAGCAAAUGCUAGGACACUCCCAUGGUGAAAACCCCAUUUUUCCUGACAAAUUCACCUUCCCAUUUGUUGUUAAAUCAUGUGCGGGGCUUAUGUGUUAUGAUCUGGGAAAGCAAGUUCAUGGGCAUGUGUUCAAAUUUGGGCAAAAGUCCAAUACAGUCGUUGAAAAUUCACUUGUGGAAAUGUAUGUAAAAUGUGAUAGCUUGGAUGAUGCCCAUAAGGUGUUUGAGGAAAUGACUGAAAGAGAUGCAGUUUCUUGGAAUACCCUCAUUUCAGGGCAUGUUAGAUUAGGGCAGAUGAGAAGGGCAAGAGCUAUCUUUGAGGAGAUGCAGGACAAGACCAUUUUUUCUUGGACAGCUAUCGUUUCCGGGUAUGCUCGAAUUGGGUGCUAUGCAGAUGCAUUGGAAUUUUUCCGGAGAAUGCAAAUGGUGGGUAUUGAGCCUGAUGAGAUCAGUCUUGUUUCUGUUUUACCAGCUUGUGCCCAGCUGGGAGCUCUUGAGUUAGGGAAAUGGAUACAUUUUUAUGCAGAUAAAGCCGGGUUUUUGCGCAACAUUUGUGUUUGUAAUGCUUUGAUCGAAAUGUAUGCAAAAUGUGGAAGUAUAGAUGAAGGGCGUCGCUUGUUUGAUCAGAUGAAUGAGAGGGAUGUGAUAUCUUGGAGUACGAUGAUAGUAGGGCUAGCAAAUCAUGGAAGAGCUCAUGAAGCUAUUGAAUUGUUUCAAGAAAUGCAGAAGGCAAAGAUUGAACCCAACAUCAUCACCUUUGUCGGUCUUUUAUCAGCUUGUGCCCAUGCUGGCCUUUUGAAUGAGGGAUUGAGGUACUUCGAGUCCAUGAAAAGGGAUUACAAUAUAGAACCAGGGGUUGAGCAUUAUGGUUGUUUGGUCAAUCUUCUUGGUCUUUCUGGGCGCCUUGAUCAGGCUCUUGAACUCAUAAAGAAGAUGCCAAUGAAGCCGGAUUCGGCUAUUUGGGGUUCGUUAUUGAGUUCCUGCAGAAGUCACAGCAAUCUCGAGAUUGCAGUCAUUGCAAUGGAGCAUCUGCUAGAGCUUGAACCAGCCGAUACAGGGAACUAUGUCUUGCUUUCAAAUCUUUAUGCAGACUUGGGAAAGUGGGAUGGUGUAUCGAGGAUGAGGAAACUCAUGAGAAGUAAGAGCAUGAAGAAGACACCAGGGUGCAGUUCAAUUGAGGUGGACAAUAUGGUUCAAGAAUUUGCAUCAGGUGAUGAUUCAAAACCAUUUUCCAAAGCUAUAUAUAGGGUACUAAAGCUGCUGGUUAUGCAUCAGAGAAGAAUGGAUGAUGAUAUCAUCGAAAUUAUGGUUCAUGACAUAAGUUAGUUCUGUUUUAAAAUCAAGACAGUCUGGUGGGAUGAAAUGCUAUCUAUAUCCACCAGCAUGAUUGUUUCUGGGCAAUUUCAUUAACUGUGGCUCAUAUACCCAGAGCCCGCAAUGGCUCUAAAUAACAAGCAUAACGUGCUUCGUAA
Vitis vinifera (wine grape) is the source of this 1983-nucleotide messenger RNA. RefSeq names its product pentatricopeptide repeat-containing protein At2g20540-like. The transcript has a single exon. NCBI's taxonomy places the organism in Eukaryota, Viridiplantae, Streptophyta, Magnoliopsida, Vitales, Vitaceae. Bases 212 to 1837 code for a protein of 541 amino acids. Gene Ontology annotation, biological process: RNA modification. The record is from RefSeq and is a predicted model, not a curated record. Gene Ontology annotation, molecular function: RNA binding; protein binding.